Messenger RNA from Staurois parvus, 1559 nucleotides. The record is from the annotation of a GenBank genome assembly. Lineage: Eukaryota; Metazoa; Chordata; Amphibia; Anura; Ranidae.
AUGAGGCAGCAGGUUCUGCUCUUCUUCAGUCGCCUUUUGUCAAAGGUCCAGCGUCCUCUUCUGCACUAUAAUAAUAUCCAUCGACCUGUACAAAAACUGAUUGCCCUUGGUGGGGAUACUGUUGGGGUGUGACCGCACAUAAGGAGGAAUUACAGUUCCUGACCUCAGUCUGCAGUAAACUAGAGAAAGACUCUUCACUUAUUAUUCACAUUCUAGAGGGUGAGCUUGUGAACAGGACGACUUCCACCGAAGAUAAUAAUGAGCCAGCUACUGGAUCCGCUAGUUGCAAACCUAAACAGACGUUAUUCAAAGCUUUACUCAGACUGUGUUUAUGUCAGUCACAGAAAGGCCGUGUAGCAGUUCGAGCAAAAGAGGCUCUUCUUGGGGUCCUCCGUACCGCCCAGCAGGAGGCUCCAGCACGAAUUAUUGCACACAGCGACCUGAGACAGCAAUUGUCAGAACGACUAUGUGACUUGCACAAUGACAUCCCUCUGAGUGCUCACCCAUGUGAUAUCACCAGUGAAGAGGACACUGAUUGGAGGACAGAAGUCAGCAAAGAGGAGUAUGACACCAUGCCACCAGAGAUGGCCUCCGUGCGGAGGUUUCUGUGCUGGUUAAAGUUCUGUAACUCUUUAUUACAGGAGUCCCAUGAGAUAGUCGCUGUGUCCAUAGCAAAUGCAAUUACAGAAGUCUACCUGCAGGGAAAACUCCAAGACGAACUGCUGCAAGUAUCAGAACUACAUAUUCUGAAGAGCACAGCUCUACUCACCGCUCUGCUCCAACAUCUGAACUCUCCACCAUUACUGCAUCAGCAGCUUCUCAUUUUUAUACUGGGAGAGGAGAAAGGCCCAGAAAGAAAGAGUGACAGAUCUCCACAGCUCCGAUCCCAACUUAUUCAGAGAUGCAACCAUCUCUCUGAUGAGAUAAGUCUCACCACAAUGCGCCUAUUUGAGGAGAUGUUCCAGUCAUCUGAUGAGAUGGCCCUGAACAGUCUGGUGCUCCGCAACCUGGAGAAUCAGCAUUACCUGUCAGGGGGGAGUGAAGAGAGCCGAGUGCAGGAUGUGGAAUCCUUUGAAGGCACAGAAGAGCUUGAAGAAGACCCUUACUUCACAGAUGGGCUCCCGGACACAGGUCUACAGAUGAUGGGAAGAAACCAGGGACGUCAUGGAGAGUCCAUGGGGGCCGAGCAAAGCAUGAGAAGUUUCCUUUCCUUGGUGCCAGAGGAAAUGAAGUCUUCAGACUCUGGAUUUGACAGUUAUCUGCAGGAUGCUCUAGUCCAGCAUCAGAGUUGUUGUAAGCUGGCAUCAAAUUGGAAUUGGCCAUCAGCUCCACAGUCCUUGAGCACCAGCCCCUCUGGAGAGGAAUUCUACGAGGGACAGUUCCUGCAGGUUCUGUUUGAUCGGCUAGGGGGAAUCCUGGAUCAGGUAUUUUGUAUUUUAUUGUUUCUGGCCAGCACAUCACUUGCUGACAUUAGCCAGCUUCUUUUCAAAGACUGGUGUGUACUGAAUCACAUGAGAGUAUUGUGGUGCAGGAGCAUGGGUUUAAUCUUCAACGUAUAG